Molecule: messenger RNA, 525 nt
Organism: Suhomyces tanzawaensis NRRL Y-17324
Lineage: Eukaryota; Fungi; Ascomycota; Pichiomycetes; Serinales; Debaryomycetaceae
Exons: 1
Cellular component (GO): mitochondrial intermembrane space
Source: RefSeq, a predicted model, not a curated record
UUUUUUGCUGCCACCAGCACCACGCCAGCCCCGUCGGUGGUGCCUGAGCAUCUCCUCUCACCCCAGAACUGUACCUCGCCCCAGCGCAUCCGCGCGUUUCUCCGGCUCUCCAGAAUAGCCACGGACGACACCAUCCGCGAGCACUUGAACGAAUUGAAAGGCAACCAGGCGUGUGAUGUGUACUACACCAACACCAUCUUGCCCCAGUGGAAUGCACGGGCCCAGAUCAUCCAGUACUGCUCUGAUUACGCGAUCCAAUUGAGAGCACAGGCCGAGGGCAAACACCCAAUGCCUGAACCCAAGCCAGCCUCUGCUGACGACCCCGACCCCUACAACCUCCGGAUCGAUCCCUACGCGGUCAAGAACCGUAACGCAGAGCUCGAAAGCCGGUUUUCCCAGGUGGAAGAGGUGGAACGGUGGGUCCGUAACGAGAGGUCAGUGGAGUCCAUCGUGCGCGAGGAGACUGCCAAGGCACUCAGCGACCGGUGCUACUACCGCGACUGGCUCAAUGUAUAUAGUAAAUAA